GCACUGGCAGUCACGUGGGCGAACCGGCGCAAGCCCUAUAAAAGGCGUGCUGUUGACGUCAGCUUUCUCUUCCGCCUGUUUGUCUGCUGUGUGGCAGACAGUCCGCUUCGGCUUUUUCCCGUGAAGAGAAUCCACCGCCAUCCGCCAGAAUGGUGAACUUCACGGUUGACCAGAUCCGUGCCAUCAUGGACAAAAAGGCAAAUAUCCGCAACAUGUCUGUCAUAGCCCAUGUGGAUCAUGGAAAGUCCACCCUGACAGACUCGCUGGUGUGUAAGGCUGGCAUUAUUGCCGGUGCUCGUGCUGGUGAAACAAGGUUUACUGACACUCGUAAAGAUGAGCAGGAGCGAUGCAUCACCAUAAAGUCUACGGCCAUCUCCCUGUUCUACGAACUUUCAGAAAACGACUUGGCCUUCAUCAAGCAAAGCAAAGAUGGCACUGGUUUUCUCAUCAACUUGAUCGACUCUCCUGGCCAUGUUGACUUCUCCUCUGAAGUCACUGCUGCUCUCCGUGUUACUGAUGGAGCUUUAGUUGUUGUUGACUGCGUCUCUGGGGUCUGUGUACAGACUGAGACUGUGCUCCGCCAGGCUAUUGCAGAGCGUAUCCGCCCUGUGUUGAUGAUGAACAAAAUGGAUCGUGCUCUUCUGGAACUCCAGCUUGAACCAGAGGAGCUGUUCCGGACCUUCCAACGUAUUGUUGAAAAUGUGAACGUAAUCAUUUCCACUUACGGUGAGGGAGAAACUGGCCCAAUGGGGAACAUAAUGAUUGACCCAGUUCUUGGUACUGUUGGCUUUGGCUCUGGGUUGCAUGGCUGGGCUUUUACCCUGAAACAGUUUGCGGAGAUGUACGUAGCAAAGUUUGCUUCAAAGGGAGAAGGGCAAUUGUCAUCAUCAGAUCGGGCAAAGAAAGUGGAAGACAUGAUGAAAAAGCUAUGGGGUGACAGGUAUUUUGACCCAUCUACUGGCAAAUUCAGCAAGUCCCCCACAAGUGCUGAUGGCAAAAAGCUGCCAAGAACCUUCAGUUGGCUAAUCCUGGACCCAAUUUUCAAGGUUUUUGAUGCCAUCAUGAACUUCAAGAAAGAAGAGACUGCAAAGCUGAUUGAGAAACUGGACAUUAAGCUAGACAGUGAAGACAAGGAUAAGGAGGGAAAACAGUUGCUUAAGGCUGUUAUGAGACGCUGGCUUCCUGCUGGUGAUGCUCUGCUUCAAAUGAUCACCAUCCAUCUGCCUUCACCUGUGACUGCUCAGAAGUACCGUUGUGAACUUUUGUAUGAGGGACCUCCUGAUGAUGAAGCCGCCAUGGGCGUUAAGAAUUGUGAUCCUAAAGGACCAUUGAUGAUGUACAUAUCCAAGAUGGUGCCCACAACUGAUAAGGGUAGAUUCUAUGCUUUUGGACGAGUGUUCUCUGGUGUUGUGUCUACUGGCCUCAAAGUUAGAAUCAUGGGACCAAACUUUACCCCUGGAAAGAAAGAGGAUCUUUACAUCAAGCCCAUUCAGAGAACUAUUCUGAUGAUGGGGCGUUAUGUAGAGCCCAUUGAAGAUGUACCCUGUGGCAACAUUGUUGGCUUGGUUGGAGUGGACCAGUUUUUGGUGAAGACUGGAACAAUUACUACCUUUGAACAUGCACACAACAUGCGUGUUAUGAAGUUCAGUGUGAGCCCUGUUGUCCGUGUUGCUGUGGAAGCAAAGAACCCUGCCGACCUUCCAAAACUUGUAGAAGGCUUGAAGCGUCUGGCAAAGUCUGACCCUAUGGUGCAGUGUAUCAUUGAGGAGUCUGGAGAACACAUCAUUGCUGGAGCUGGUGAACUGCAUUUAGAAAUCUGUCUAAAAGAUCUAGAAGAAGACCAUGCUUGCAUUCCAAUCAAGAAAUCUGAUCCAGUUGUGUCUUACCGUGAGACAGUGAGUGAGGAGUCCAACCAGUUGUGCUUGUCAAAGUCUCCUAACAAGCACAACCGUCUCUACAUGAAGGCUCGUCCUUUUCCUGAUGGUUUAGCUGAGGACAUCGACAAGGGAGAUGUUUCAUCUCGUCAAGAGCUUAAGACUAGGGCACGUUAUCUGGCUGAGAAAUAUGAAUGGGAUGUCACCGAAGCAAGAAAGAUCUGGUGCUUUGGUCCUGAUGGAACUGGGCCAAAUCUCCUCACUGAUGUCACAAAAGGAGUCCAGUACUUAAAUGAAAUAAAGGACAGUGUAGUGGCAGGCUUCCAAUGGGCUACAAAGGAGGGUGUUCUUUGUGAAGAGAACAUGAGGGCUGUUCGUUUUGAUGUGCAUGAUGUGACCCUUCAUGCUGAUGCCAUUCACAGAGGAGGUGGACAGAUAAUUCCCACUGCCCGUCGCUGUCUCUAUGCCUGUGUAUUAACAGCACAACCCCGCUUGAUGGAACCAAUAUAUCUUGUAGAGAUCCAGUGCCCUGAACAAGUUGUUGGAGGAAUCUAUGGUGUCUUGAACAGGAAGCGUGGACAUGUGUUUGAAGAAUCCCAAGUUGCUGGCACCCCAAUGUUUAUUGUUAAAGCUUUUUUACCUGUCAAUGAAUCAUUUGGAUUCACUGCAGAUCUACGAUCAAAUACUGGCGGCCAAGCCUUCCCUCAGUGUGUGUUUGAUCACUGGCAGAUUCUUCCUGGUGAUCCUUUUGACAACACCACAAGGCCAAGCCAGGUUGUUGCAGAGACCCGUAAACGAAAGGGUCUUAAAGAGAGCGUUUCAGCCUUGGAUAACUUCCUUGACAAGCUGUGAGCUCUGUACAUGCAUUCUGAAUCAUCUGAUGGACUUGACAACUUCAACUUUUUCUCAGUUUAACACGUUAAUUUUGCAACCUUAAGUACUUGCUCCCCACUUAAUGUCAAGGAUUUUCUAUGGCCCAUCAUGAGUGUACAAUUUAUACAAUAGCCUGUAAGUGGGAGCAUAGGGUCUGCUUGAAUCAUUAAGAACACUGUUCCUUCACAGCAUGAAUAUCAGCAAUGUAUUGGUGCCAUUAAUAAACUUGUAUUGAGCUAAC
Messenger RNA from Bufo bufo (common toad), 2988 nucleotides. It is a transcript of the gene EEF2, whose product is annotated as eukaryotic translation elongation factor 2. Gene Ontology annotation, molecular function: translation elongation factor activity; GTPase activity; ribosome binding. The coding region runs from base 150 to 2726 and encodes 858 amino acids. Lineage: Eukaryota; Metazoa; Chordata; Amphibia; Anura; Bufonidae. The record is from RefSeq and is a predicted model, not a curated record. Gene Ontology annotation, cellular component: ribonucleoprotein complex; cytosol. Gene Ontology annotation, biological process: translational elongation. The transcript has 15 exons.